ACCUGUUUGACCACUUCUAAUUGAAUUGCAUCUUUGUGUUUCUCUUUCGAAGACUAAACAUGCACAAGAUUAAUCCACUAAACAUGGAGGAAGAAGAUGAAGCUGAUGUUGGAAGUAAUAAGACUAGAAACAGUGCAAGCCCAAGCAACAGCAUAGUUGAAGGAGACGAAAAGAAGGAAAUUAGUUCAAGUGGGGUGCGACCCUAUGUGAGAUCAAGGAUGCCUAGGCUGCGAUGGAUCCCUGAACUUCAUUUUCUCUUUGUUCGAGCCGUGGACAGACUGGGUGGUAAAGAGAGAGCAACUCCAAAAUUGGUCUUGCAACUAAUGAAUAUCAAGGGUCUUAGUAUUGCUCAUGUCAAGAGUCAUUUGCAGAUGUACCGGAGCAAGAAGCUUGAUGAUAAGGGUCAAGUUGUAAACAACAGGCAUCUUUUGGGAAGCGUAAACUACCGUUCUCAAAAUCUUUGGUAUCAGUCCAUGCUUCAUGAUCAAAGAGUGAUUAGUGAUAUUUCAUGGAGUGCAUUUACUGGAAACCGUAUGUCCGAGCCUUACUCGACUACUGGUCGCAUAAACAGUAUAAAUGAAGCUGCUUUACUCGGUUCUGACAUGUGUAAAGAACUUGGUUCAAGGAAUGGGGUUUUCUACAUGAACAACAACUCCAUCUUCAAUCAGCAACCUGUUAGGGGAACGGAAGAUUCUCACGCUGAUAAAUUACCGUUGCAUGAUAUCAUCGGUGAUUGUGAAAGCGCCCGAACAGAACUGCAGCCGAUGUUCAUGCAUCCCUCUUUUGCAAAUAAAAGGCUGGGAAGAGGAGCAGAAAGUCAAAUUAGAACAGCCAAAAGAAUAGUUGUUGAUGACGAGGACCUUGAUUUAAGCCUGUCACUGAGCACAAAGCUGAGGCAAAAAGUUUGGAGAUCAAAUACCUCUAAUGAGGAAGAAGGUGCCAACAGCAAUUUGUCACUUCCUUUAUCUUCUCCUUCAAACACUGAAACAUAUUCUUUGAAUGUAAACAUGGUCUCAAAGAGCAGCACCUUGAAGGAAGAUGAUUCUACAACGUAUCGUAAACUGGUGAGAACCCUGGAUCUGACUAUAUGAACUUGAGAGAAGAUCUAGUCAGAUCUUGUUGGUACUUGUACAAGAAAAAAAAUCAUCUUCAUAGAUUGUUGUGUUGCCAUUUUCCAUGCUAAU
Molecule: messenger RNA, 1184 nt
Organism: Hibiscus syriacus
Lineage: Eukaryota; Viridiplantae; Streptophyta; Magnoliopsida; Malvales; Malvaceae
Exons: 5
Coding region: 60-1091 (343 amino acids)
Molecular function (GO): DNA-binding transcription factor activity; DNA binding
Source: RefSeq, a predicted model, not a curated record